Lobosporangium transversale is the source of this 474-nucleotide messenger RNA. RefSeq lists its product as hypothetical. Lineage: Eukaryota; Fungi; Mortierellomycota; Mortierellomycetes; Mortierellales; Mortierellaceae. Gene Ontology annotation, biological process: proteasome assembly. The record is from RefSeq and is a predicted model, not a curated record. Bases 1 to 474 code for a protein of 157 amino acids. The transcript is spliced from 2 exons.
AUGGACAUUGCAUCGUUCCCACUUAUUAACAAACAGGCUGCUCGUGUUGUUCAAGACAGACACACAGAAGUGCUUGUUACAGCAUUUAUUGACAAAAUUCUAAUUCUGGUCACUCAAUAUGGCAAAAUUGGGAGCGUGAUUCAUACAACGGUAGAUCAACGAGCCUUUGGUGUCAACAGCAUGUCAUCAGACGGGCUAGCUUCAGUGACAUCGAGUUUCUUGCUCGGAGCUGGAUCAUCUUCAUCUAAAAAGACGCAACUCUAUCAAGUCUAUGCCUCACAUAUCUCACAGAUGAUUCAUCACCAAAAUCCAGCGGAAACAAGGCCCGUGAUCCUCUCAUUAGCGCUUUCAAUCCAGGAACCAGACCCAGAGAAAAGCCUUGCAGAAGCAGAGGAGUUAGAACAACGCAGAAAGGAUCGCGAUCUGUUUGAGAAUGUGAUCGAGUUAGUCAAUGAGUGUACCGUUUGGGCCUAG